AUGGCCGAAGAGUCCAAGUCCAAGCCCAAGUCCAACAUGACAACCCCACGCCGCGCCCUCUUCAUCGCCUCAAUCGGCAACCAAAAACCCUACCGCCGAACGCGCCACAGCGCAGGCCACAUUCUCCUCGAUGCGCUAACACCCCUUUUGCGCACCCGCUUCGGCAGCUUAAACACAUACUACACGACCUACGAGAGCAAAUCCCUCAUGAACGUCUCCGGGCCGAAACUUGUCCGCGCACUGAAUACCUGGUUAGCGCAAACUGAUAAACUGGUCGGACCACCGCGUACCGGGUUCGAAGUCCCCACGCCAAUUGGAGUCCCCACAACACUGGUGAUAUUGCACGAUGAGCUGGAAGCGCCAUUGGGGAAGGUGCGGGUUCGGAGGGGUGGGCCUGAGGUUGCGAGUUUGAGGGGGCAUAGGGGGUUGAUUAGUUCUUUUGAGAGUUUGAGGGGGAAGGGGUUGUUUCCUGUUAAGAAGGGGAGGGAUUUGUCGAUUUUAAGGGUUGGGGUUGGGAUUGGGAGGCCGGAUAGUAGGGAAAAGAAUGCUGUUGCGGAUUAUGUCUUGAGUGAGAUGGGGGGUGCGGAGGUUGGGGCGGUGCAUAGGGCUGUUGAGCCGGUGCUGGAUGUGUUGGAGGAGGAGUUCUAUUGGGACGGUGGGAAGUGA
Messenger RNA from Penicillium atrosanguineum, 666 nucleotides. RefSeq names its product aminoacyl-tRNA hydrolase. Bases 1 to 666 code for a protein of 221 amino acids. The transcript has a single exon. Gene Ontology annotation, molecular function: peptidyl-tRNA hydrolase activity. The record is from RefSeq and is a predicted model, not a curated record. Lineage: Eukaryota; Fungi; Ascomycota; Eurotiomycetes; Eurotiales; Aspergillaceae.